Messenger RNA from Physcomitrium patens, 2370 nucleotides. RefSeq lists its product as uncharacterized. The record is from RefSeq and is a predicted model, not a curated record. Gene Ontology annotation, cellular component: nucleus. NCBI's taxonomy places the organism in Eukaryota, Viridiplantae, Streptophyta, Bryopsida, Funariales, Funariaceae. Gene Ontology annotation, molecular function: DNA-binding transcription factor activity; protein dimerization activity; RNA polymerase II transcription regulatory region sequence-specific DNA binding. Gene Ontology annotation, biological process: positive regulation of transcription by RNA polymerase II.
UAGCCCUUCACCUCCACAGCUAGCGAAGUCUGCAAAAGUGAAAGUCUCUGCUGCCUUGUCUGUUUUGCUGGCUCUUGGCUUCGCCAGGACUUGAAGUUUCUUCUUUCUUCGUCUACACCGUUAUCACUUCUCCCCCUGGACCCCAUUACUGAAGCCUGAUCACAUCGAGCGAUUCUUUACGCUGGUUAAUUUGUUGGUGCAUGGUUCUAACGGCGGAGUUUGUAGCAGAUUGGCACAAGGGGAUCUAAACCAGCGAGGUGGAAAGCAUGAGAGGUUCAGGAGUUGAAUUAGAUGCACGCAGUUGGGCAGUUACAGCACUGUUGGUGUACUCAUGCGCUGGAGCACUCCCCCUCCGGAAUCUCCAUCUUCUACUACGAUCAUAGAAUGGUGUAGUUCGCCACACAAGUUUUUUUUGUUUUUGUUUUUGGCGGCAGCUUUAAGUAGGCGAGAGAUAUUCAGAGGCCAGUUAUUUCAGCUGCGCAAUCGUGAAAGCCCAAAUAUUCAGCGAAGAUGGGAAGGGUUAAGUUAGAGAUUAAGAAGAUAGAGAAUCCUACAAACAGACAGGUGACGUACUCGAAGAGGCGUAAUGGGCUUAUUAAGAAGGCUUAUGAAUUGUCAGUGCUUUGUGACAUCGAUCUCGCACUCAUAGUGUUUUCUCCGUCGGGGAAGCUUACACAGUACAGUAAUUGCAGUAUCGAAGAUGUGAUCUCUAGGUUUGCCAACUUGCCAAUGCAUGAGCGGAACAAAAGUUUUGAGGAUAUGCUUACACGCUUCGCUAACUUUCAUAUGCAUCAUGAUCGUACCAAAUAUAAUAGAAAAAUCGAAAACUUGGAGUAUUUACACAAGUCAUUGAAGAAAUUAAAUGGAGAAAAAGACUCCGCAUCGAAUCAACUUCUCUUGGGAAACAAGGGUUACGAAGUUGGGUUAUUACAAGAAGAAUUGAAAAAGUCUCAGCAAGAGAAGGAGUUAGUGCAACAAAGAGCAAGGUUGUAUCUAGCGGACGAGCAGCUUCUACAGAACGUAACUUCUGUUCAGCAGCUUGCGAACAUGGAAACCGAGUUGGAGCAGGCACUCGAGCGAGUGCGUGCAAGGAAGAGUUACGUGAGCAGUGCUUAUCAAGUCUCCAGCGCAAUGCAAAGACAGCAACACGAGUUCCUAGGCAACAGCUAUCAGCAGAUGAUGGUACUACGCCAACAGCAGGCUCAUCAACAUCAUCAUCAGCAGCAGCAGCAACAACAACAGAAGGCUCAGCAUCAGCAUCAGCAGCAGGGAGGUAUUCCAGCAGCAGCACAACAGUUGCCAUUCUUGCAGUGGAACGGCGCACAAGAGCGACCGGAGGCGACGCUUCAGGACUUCAUGGAACAGCAAACUAAUACUAGCCAGGCUAUCGUGCCAUCACAGAUGUCUCGGGAAGUGGUGAGCCAAAGAGAAGUGAGUCCAUCAAAUAACGGUUUCUUCCCAGGCACAGCAUCACAGUCCACUCUGCACAACCUGGGGCAGAUCGGUCAGCUCGUGGGAGCAAACCGAGGAAUAUCAAUGCAUGACAUGGCCCUGGAACAGCGUGGUGGUCAGCACGAGGAGCAAAAGAAAGCUAAGCUUGAAAUAACGAAGAACAUGGGAUUUGCAUCGUCAAGUAGCAGUGGAGGAGCAGCUGCAGAAGGAUCUGCGGAAACUAAUCUGAAUCAAACCUUCAACAACCAAACUGAACAAGUGCAUGGCAACGCCAAUGCUUCCAACUGGCAUCAGGCUAACCACCAAGCUCAGGCUUACAUCAACUCUCAGUACCCAAACGGAUUCUUUAAUCAGAACGCAGAUGCGUGGAAAUGAUAUACGCUAAUUAAUGCAUCGUCACAUAACAGAGGUAGGUCAAAAUUGAAUGGUUCAAACGCGGAUGACAUCAGGGAUGAAGUGAAGAGAGAACACUAUGCUCUUGCCAGUGGAGAUUCACAUCAGAGUAUUUAAACAAUUGCGUAACGAGAUCACUCUGAAGAGUUGGCAGGGUUGGAGGCUUGGAGCAGCAAUCUGUAAUGAGACACAUGUGUCUUCCUUUAGAGUAUCAUCUGUCUCAUCCCGGAUUGUCACUAGUAUCAUUAGCUCAAUUUAGUGAAAAUGAGACUUGAAACUUUACCUUAGAAAGAUAUAGCUCAGGUUAGCUUUCAGAUAUAGAAUCGGAACUCGUGGGUGAACGGAAACUGAAUAUCAGUAUUGAGGUGCAAACGUUGUGUACAUGUUCAAGGCUUUUGGUGUGGGACAAUGGCCCAUGCCCAGUCUUUUGGUUAGAGUUGAACCAGCCUAGUAAAGUAUUUUCUCAUUUCACAAUAAGCCGAGACAUAUCACUUGCCACUGUAAGUUAAAUAUCGUCGCUACUUA